This is a messenger RNA of Pygocentrus nattereri (red-bellied piranha), 1366 nucleotides long. RefSeq names its product potassium channel tetramerization domain containing 6b (gene kctd6b). Gene Ontology annotation, biological process: protein homooligomerization. The coding region runs from base 216 to 929 and encodes 237 amino acids. The transcript has 3 exons. NCBI's taxonomy places the organism in Eukaryota, Metazoa, Chordata, Actinopteri, Characiformes, Serrasalmidae. Gene Ontology annotation, molecular function: protein binding. The record is from RefSeq and is a predicted model, not a curated record.
GUCUAUUAAUGCGAGUGGCGCGUGUGCGCGCCACGUGACCAGCGCGGUUUCACAGCAGGCUUGAGCUGCAUGCUAACUCACUACUGCAGUCCACUGUCGGCUCUGGACGCCUGCGGCUUCUUCUCCCAUUCAACCACCCAGAACUGGGAAUAGAUCUAAACAACUAUUCCCUGAACGUUCUCCGUGUGCCAGACCGGUCCAAAUACCCUUAUCAAAUGGAUAAUGGGGACUGGGGGCAUAGGAUGACUCACCCAGUCACCUUAAAUGUUGGAGGUCACCUCUACACCACUUCAAUCGCCACGCUUCAGCGUUACCCAGACUCUAUGCUCGGGGCCAUGUUCCGCGGCGACUUCCCCACCACACGGGACACCCAAGGAAACUACUUCAUCGACCGGGAUGGGACACUCUUCCGCUACAUACUGAACUUCUUGCGCACAUCUGAGCUCACCCUACCAGGUGACUUCAUGGAGAUGGACCUGCUUCGCAAAGAAGCUGACUUUUAUCAGAUUGAGCCCUUAAUCCAAUGCCUCAAUGACCCCAAGCCGCUCUACCCUCUGGACACCUUCGAACAGGUGGUGGAGCUGUCUAGCACCCGCAAACUUUCUAAGUACUCAAACCCUGUAGCUGUUAUCAUCACACAGUUGACCAUAACCACCAAGGUUCACUCCCUGCUGGAGGGAAUUUCCAACAACUUCACCAAGUGGAACAAACAUAUGAUGGACACAAGAGACUGUCAGGUGUCCUUCACCUUCGGACCAUGUGACUACCAUCAAGAGGUGUCUCUCAGGGUUCACCUCAUGGACUACAUCACUAAACAGGGGUUCACAAUCCGGAACACCCGAGUGCACCACAUGAGUGAACGUGCCAACGAGAACACAGUGGAGCACCACUGGACUUUCUGCAGGCUGGCUUACAAAGUAGAAGACUGACAAAGCUCAGAGCUGAAAACUGCUACAUUUCCCAUUCGGUUGCUGCUGAUGCCAAUGCUAUAACUUAAUUAAGCUGUAUAUAUUUUAAUGUUUGUUGUGUGACCAAACUCAUUAAUGAGGGGAAAGGGAAAAAAAGAAAGGGUGACAUCAGGCAACUCAAUGUUAUACAUCAUGAAAGCAUUUUUUUUUCCUCUUAAAAUCUUUCUAGGUUGUACCAAGGAGGUCGACAUGUUUAAAUCCAUCCCCAGUAGGUAAAUUAGUCUACAAGAAGUAUACAAAUCUUCAGUCAUGUAGUCAGUAAAAACAGGCACCCGAUAAUUGUUCCAAAUCACUCUAGACACAAAUGUGUGCACGAUGUGCGACAUCAAGGUGUUGAUUGCAUGUGUGCUUCUAUCAUAUACCUGAAGUAUUAAAAUAUCAACAUGUCCAAAUGAAAA